Messenger RNA from Paramecium sonneborni, 550 nucleotides. The record is from the annotation of a GenBank genome assembly. NCBI's taxonomy places the organism in Eukaryota, Ciliophora, Oligohymenophorea, Peniculida, Parameciidae.
UGAAAAGUUUGAUGAAUAAAUAAUAAUUCUAAUAAGGAUAGAGAGUUGUUUGGAAUAUUAUUAUAUGUAGAAAUUUAUUAAUAAGAAAAUAUGAAAAAGUAUUUGAGGUAAUGAGAGUGUAUUGACUAUUAAUGAAAUUAAUUAGUACCUUUUAGGAUGAAUGACUAAUAUGUUAGAUUUCCUAAAUAAUGUUUAGGGAAUCUAACAUAUUUAGUAAUAAAUAAAUAUUACAUGCAUAGAAGAUUUGUUAAGCAAAUAAACUUAAAUAGAUUCUUAGUACUAUAGAUUAUUAAGUUCUUAUUUGUAAGAUGCAUAGAUUAAAAUAGUAUAUUCAAAAUGCAAGUCUAAUUAUGAUUAAGAAGAGAUAGUGAUACAAGAAAAUGAUUGAAAAGGAAUAUAUAAUAUAUUUAUGUUAUCUAUAUUUAAUUUAUGAUGAAGUAGACUAAUCAGAUUUCAAAAAUGAUGCGUGUGAAUAUUAUCAAUUAAAAUUAGAUUAGAGUAUAAUAUAUUUAGAAUGGGAAUAGAGUUUGGAAGUGUAUUUAUAGAUAGG